Humulus lupulus (European hop) is the source of this 672-nucleotide messenger RNA. RefSeq lists its product as uncharacterized. NCBI's taxonomy places the organism in Eukaryota, Viridiplantae, Streptophyta, Magnoliopsida, Rosales, Cannabaceae. Gene Ontology annotation, molecular function: nucleic acid binding; zinc ion binding. The record is from RefSeq and is a predicted model, not a curated record. The transcript has a single exon. Bases 1 to 672 code for a protein of 223 amino acids.
AUGUUUCUUGAUACAACUGCAACAAUUCUGUCCGAACUCAACACACAAUUUGAUCAAGGCAACGAUCCACACAUAUUUGAACUCAGGGAAACCCUUAUUGCUUUACAUCAAAAAGUUGAUUCGGUCACUUAUUACUUCACAAAGCUCAAAUCCAUUUGGGAUAUAAUCAAUGAAUUGAGGCCAAGAACUCCUUGUACAUGUGCUGCAUCUCUAAGAAAUCUUGAUUUUCAUAAUCAAGAACAUGUUCUACAAUUAUUAAUUGGUCUAAAUGAAUCUUUUUAUUCUGUCUAUGCACAAAUUUUAUUGAUUGAUCUGUUUCCGUCAUUGUCCAAAGUCUUUUCUAUGAUCAUUCAGGAAGAACGCCAAAGGAAAUUGGGUUCUUUUCAAACUCCUAAUUUGUUGGUUGUCACUACUUCUACCAACAAUUUUAGCUCGAAGACUAAGAAGCCUCAACCCACUUGCACUAAUUGCAAGAAAAUAGGGCAUUAUGUUGAUAAGUGUUACUUUCUUCAUGGUUUCCCACCAGGCUAUGGAGACAAGAAAAAUCAACAAGGCAAAACUCAUGCUUCCGCCCAUUCCACGAAUGGCUCUGCUGAUGCAUCUACAUCUCAUAAUAUUCCUUCUUCAACUUCAGCACCUAUUCCUACAACUCUUACCAAUGCUGAAUGCUAA